This is a messenger RNA of Rhodotorula graminis WP1, 363 nucleotides long. RefSeq lists its product as uncharacterized. The annotation marks the transcript as partial. The transcript is spliced from 3 exons. The record is from RefSeq and is a predicted model, not a curated record. Lineage: Eukaryota; Fungi; Basidiomycota; Microbotryomycetes; Sporidiobolales; Sporidiobolaceae. Gene Ontology annotation, biological process: mitochondrial electron transport, cytochrome c to oxygen.
AUCGAGGCGUCGUGGAAGACCCUCACCCCGGCCGAGCAGGAGCAGACGUUCAAGCACCUCGAGGACCUCCAGAAGAAGGACUGGAAGGAGCUCACCCUCGACGAGAAGAAGGCCGCCUACUACGUCGCCUUCGGCCCGCACGGCCCGCGUGAGCCCAUCCAGGCCAACGGCGGCAAGACCCUCGCCGGCACCCUCGCCGCCGUCGGCGUUGCGACCCUCCUCUUCUACUUUGUCCGCAAGGGCGGCAAGGAGACGCCCAAGUCGAUGUCGCGCGAGCACCAGGAGGCGGCCAACGAGAUGCUCAAGGGCCAGCGGUCGGAUCCUUACAGCGGCUUGAGCGCUUCCGGAUAUUCUGGCAAGGGC